UGGAACGAAGAAACACUGGCAACGGAUCACCUGAGGCGUCCUGUUCUCUCGCAGUUACUACGCGCUCUUCGCCAAAUCAUGAAAGCUGUAAGUGCCAGGAGAGGAUGUGCCGACCAGCACGACUGGAAUUUUCGUCAGCGGCACCUGAAUAAAAGUGAAUUCGAGGCUGAUUACUCGGUCUACCUGGAGCACCUGGCAAACUACACGAAGGACAUUGCGCACCUGAUCUCACUUGGUGUGACGCAUACCUCACAAGUGUUCGUUCCCCUCGCAUUCGAACACAUGGGUAUUCACCCAAAUGAUCAGCGACUCCAUGGAUGGAUCAAGGACGUGCGACGCGUGAGAGACAUGCUACACACGAAAUUAAGAGGUUGGGUACACGAUAUGCAAUCCGUCAGCGAGCAGAUGAUGAACUACAAGAUAGAAGAAGACAAGAACAGUUCUGGGAUCUAUCUAAUAAGGCGGCCGCUGUUGAAUCAUCGGCUACUGGCAUAUCAAACGCAGUUCCUGUCCUUUCAUGAUGACUUUAGUGCGCUAUGCGAGGAGCAACAUCCAAAGGCAUCAGAGAUGUUCGGUCUCGCCAACGCACUGUACUCCCUCUAUCGUAACAGCUGGACUGAAACGGCACGAAUCUUUAACGAAAACAAUUCAUCUUAUUUCUACAUUGUAGACGAGGAGUGGCAGCUGAAGGACAGAAGCAACGCUACGCUUUCCGUGGACACUGGCUGCCUGCAGUUGUUGGCCGACGCCCUGGACCACCCCACGUGUCCGCUGGAAGACCUGCCACCGGAGACCAUCGAGCAGCGCGAGCAGUGCCGCGUCCAGCUGUGGGAUGACAUGGUGCAGAGGCUACCCCACAUACCCGUCACCAGCUACCUGGCCUACACGCAGAGGGCGAACGUCAAUCUCUGCCUGUUGGCCUGGAUGAGUGUCAACUCGUUCAGCGUUUGUCAGGACGUCUCCUUUAGUAUGAUACAGUCUGUGGAUGAUGCUCGGUUGCAGUCACCACCAGGUGGGACUACUGCUGUAAUCAAUCCCAUCAACGCUCAGUUCGAGUCAGAGCACUCUGCGUGA
Molecule: messenger RNA, 1074 nt
Organism: Schistocerca cancellata (South American locust)
Lineage: Eukaryota; Metazoa; Arthropoda; Insecta; Orthoptera; Acrididae
Exons: 6
Coding region: 79-1074 (331 amino acids)
Source: RefSeq, a predicted model, not a curated record